GAGCAGAUAGUCUUGGACAAGUGCGUGGAGACGGCGCUUGCCAAAAUGUCUAAGGUACAUGACCUCCUAGGCCGCUUGGAACAGUAUGUGGGCAGCAGGAACAAAGACUGCCGGGCCAAGAGGGCCCUGGAUAAUCUCGAAGCCAAGCUGAAAGAUGUGGAGUCCGGUGCAGCCGUCUUCUCGCCGCGGUCAGUUGAGCGAGCCCAGCUGAAGAAGGCCAAGCACGAAGAGAAGUUGGUCCAGAUCCAGAAAUGGUUGCAGUGGCGCGCCAGGUUGGCAAGGGUGUGCCUGCCCAAGCUUUUCGAGGAAAUCUUUUGGCUGACAACUCACUUCCUACCAGACGCCCUUCUGAAUGUUCGAUCACAGCUGGCUCUAGCAGGCAUGCAAGGUACUUUGGAAGAAUGGGAAGCUGACUUCCUAGACUUGAUCACUUUUGACCAUGGGACUAGCGCUGGUGGCCAGCGAGCACUGGCUGAGCAGCGUAAAAGGCAGAAAGUGAGUCACAAUGACAGCGCUAUGACAGCGUGUGUUCCGCAUCGGCCUCCCACCGCUGCAGCAGUGCCACCAGCAGCCCAGCGGAUGGAUGCUUUAUCGGAGGAGUUUAACUCAUGCGAGUGUACCGAGUCCAAAGAAAUGGUGCUUCGAAAAUUGGGGGAGCCCAUGCUCCUUGCAUACUUGGAUAUCACGGUGCCUUGCACGGACAUCAUCGAGAGCGCUAGAACAUCGACAUCCAGCAGUGCUGGGAUAAAAGCGCUUGCAAAGAUAUCCUUAGGCCACUCUGAGAGUGGAGUGCACAAAGUCUUGGAUGAGCAGGAUUGCAAGCUUGCUGUUCCCCUCCAGUUUGUUGACCUCCCCACCCAAAAAAAGGUUCCAUACAUCCGAAUGACUGACUGGAUUUUCUUCCUUGCAAGCACAGGGAGGCUACACUACUUGGUUGGCACGAGUGAUGUAAUGAAACGCCGCGAGCUCUGCCUGGAGUUUUGGCGUCGCCUCAAGCAAUCAAGACCGGAUCACCCAGUUUACAGCAGUGGAAAGCGUGCUGGAAGAGAGGACACUGAUCGCUUGAGGAACACCAUUCCGCUUUUGCAUCACGGCGACGAAGGCCGUACCUACCGGAAAUCGCCGCUGAUGGUGCUGAGUACGCACGGGGUGCUUGGUCGAGGAUGCAGCCAAGCUGCCGAUCAAAACAAGGACAACUACACUGCGCAGGAAGACCCAAUGCGCCUCAACUUCUUAGGCAGCACGCUCACCACCCAUUACAUUUUUGCAGCGCUCCCUCACUUCUUGUAUAAGAAGUGCCCGGGAGCUCUAGACACGAUGCUGGAGCUCUAUGCCAAAGAUAUGGAGUCGUUGGCAACCAACGGUUUGCUGUUGCCGGACGGAGAUUCUGUUCAACGCAUUUACUUUCAAACAGUGGCUGUCAAGGGUGACCUUCCAUACUUAGGCAAGGCAGGGCAUUUCUCGCGUACCUAUUCCAUGUGUCCGAAACAGUCUGAAAGCAAAAAGGCGGGUUCAGGCAUUUGCUAUCGUUGUUGGGGUGGCGUGGAAGGAGGUCAGGAAACUUGGCCUUGGGAAGAGUUCGCUUUGCAGGCACGGUGGCGGCAAACUGAUGGUGUGGAGCCGGCAGGCUUCGAUCGGGCGGGCCCCCUGCUGCACAUUCCACAUGACAAGGCCAUGUGGCUUUACCGAUUGGAUUGUUGGCAUACAUUCCAUCUUGGUUGCGGCAAAAGCUUUAUAGCAUCGGCUAUUGUCACUCUGCUGGAAUCCAUGGAGGAACAGGGUACGGUAGAUCAACGGCUGGCUUUGCUCAGUGAGGACUACAGGUGCUUUUGCAAGCGAACCCGCCGCUACGCCUUCAUAACUCAGAUCAGUCGUGAUUUGCUUGCGUGGCAGAACUCAAAUGACAUGCCCGCAGGGGCAUGGCACGAGGGUUUCCUGACGACGCGCUUGUUUGAGUGGCUCGAAGAUUACAUGGGAAGGCUGCACAAGGAUGACACACAUCCGGCAUUGAGUGAAGUUGUGCCCCGGAUGUUAGUGUUUUACAUUCUUUUGUUUCAACGUUUAUGA
Symbiodinium pilosum is the source of this 2067-nucleotide messenger RNA. NCBI's taxonomy places the organism in Eukaryota, Dinophyceae, Suessiales, Symbiodiniaceae. The record is from the annotation of a GenBank genome assembly.